CUGAGACAGGACAGACCCUUCCCUCCAAUCAAACAUCUUCUUAUUGGAUUAAAAAAACGGCGUUUGGAUUGAAUUCCUCUGAAACUCCUGAGACCAGAAACCAAUCAUCCUUUUAUUGUUUUUUUUAUUUUGUAUUGAAAACAUCUUGGGGAUUGUUGGAAUAUUUCUUCAUUUUUAGAAACAAAGAUGGCUGCUUCCUCUAUCUGCUCUCUCCUUCCUCUCCUCCUCCUCUUUCUCACCGUCGACGUGGAGUCGAGACCGUCACCUCAACGACACGACAAACAGGUUUUGGACUCUCUGUUCGGGUCUCUCCUCUCCGCUCUCAUUCUGGCCCCGCCCAACUCUGAUGACAUCACAGAGGGCUAUGCACAAAGUCCCGCCCCCUCCUCCUCGGGAUUGGCUAUGAGCCGCAUCGACCGGAGGGAGGAAGUGCCGCAGUUCUUCCAGGAUUUCCUGCGACGGCAGUUGAUGAUGAGGAGGCGGAGCAGGAAGUCGAUGGUGGCCGGAGGAAGAGGAUGCUUCGGGAUGAAGAUGGACCGCAUCGGAUCAAUCAGCGGGCUGGGCUGCUAGAGGCUGGUGCCCCGUGUGAGGCUCCGAGCCUUCCUCACUAACGACGGACUAAACUAAAGACAGGUAGACGCAGGUAGACGUCCUACCGGUGACCCCUGACCCCCGACACCUGGUUACUACACAGCCAGCCGUGUGUGUGUGUGUGUGUGUGUGUGUGAACCAGCAGUCUGACUGCAGGAUGUAAUAAAAUAAAAGAGAAACUC
Messenger RNA from Eleginops maclovinus (Patagonian blennie), 773 nucleotides. It is a transcript of the gene nppcl2, whose product is annotated as natriuretic peptide C-like 2. Gene Ontology annotation, biological process: cGMP biosynthetic process; receptor guanylyl cyclase signaling pathway. Bases 187 to 570 code for a protein of 127 amino acids. Lineage: Eukaryota; Metazoa; Chordata; Actinopteri; Perciformes; Eleginopidae. The record is from RefSeq and is a predicted model, not a curated record. Gene Ontology annotation, molecular function: hormone activity. The transcript is spliced from 3 exons. Gene Ontology annotation, cellular component: extracellular region.